Messenger RNA from Trematosphaeria pertusa, 453 nucleotides. RefSeq lists its product as uncharacterized. The transcript has 2 exons. Lineage: Eukaryota; Fungi; Ascomycota; Dothideomycetes; Pleosporales; Trematosphaeriaceae. The record is from RefSeq and is a predicted model, not a curated record. The coding region runs from base 1 to 453 and encodes 150 amino acids.
AUGCCUGCGCAGCACAGCAACGGUGUCCGCAGGCUGUCUGCCCUUCGCCCGGCGGCGAUACCGGCGGCGGUUGAGGAUGCUGUGUUUGACAUUGGGCAACUAUACCCUCGAGGUGGACUAGCACCGCAAUACAAGAAAUUGUCGGAUAAGGCGGAGCUGCCGAAGAUUCCGAGGGAAGGAUAUGCACCCUCGGGGUGUCUAAGAGCUCGAGACGCCUUCCCUGAUCUUCCCACUAAGCUUCGCGUGGUCAUCUACCAAUUCGUAUUCAUGGAUCCCGGCGGCUUCAUCGAGAUCUGGCCCGAGACAGGCGACAAGCAUCGGGACUAUUACGCGGGACGUACAACUUUCCGAUCGCACUUGAGGGACAUCCACAGUGGAAGUCUGCCUGUUGUUCUUUUGCGUAUCUGCAAGAAGAUCAACGCGGAAGCUAACGAUCAUCCUCUUCUUGGGUAG